Messenger RNA from Drosophila eugracilis, 3603 nucleotides. RefSeq names its product putative cyclin-dependent serine/threonine-protein kinase DDB_G0272797/DDB_G0274007. Bases 10 to 744 code for a protein of 244 amino acids. The record is from RefSeq and is a predicted model, not a curated record. NCBI's taxonomy places the organism in Eukaryota, Metazoa, Arthropoda, Insecta, Diptera, Drosophilidae. The transcript has a single exon.
CCAAAACCAAUGCCAACACCAAUACCGCUAACGAAAGCCAAGAACCCGCCGCCACUGCCACAUGAAAUGCACAACAACAUCAAUAGCCAUUAUGGUAGCAGUGCGGCGAUCAGCAAUCAUCAACCUCAUCCGCAUACGCAUCCGCAUCCACAUCCUCACCAGCAACAGCAGCAACAGCAGCAGCAGCAACAACAACAGCAGCAGCAGCCGCAGCAGCAACAACAUCAAAACACUAAAACGUCUAACACUAACAACACACAAGGAACACCAACGGGAGGAGCAGCAACAACUGCAAGUAAACAACAACCGGGAAACACUAACACACCAACAAAGGCAUCGCGUGAGGCAACACCCACACGGGAUCAACAUCAGCCACAUGCUACGCCCACACGCGAACACCAGCAGCAAACACCCACCCGCCAGCAGCAACGCGAGCAACGUGAACAACGUGAACAGCAGCAGCAUCAACGCGAACAGCAGCAACAUCAUCGCGAUAGGCAGCUAAAUUUGCGGGAGCAACGCGAACAACGCGAACGGGAAUAUCAACACGAACACGAACACCACCACGAACACCAACACCACCAACAACAACAACACCACCACCAACACCAUCGUGACCAUCACGAGCAACACCACCAUCACCACCAUCAUCAUUACUCAUCUGGAUCACAGCAGCAACACCAACGCUACAGCAGCAGCAGCAGCAACAACUACAAAUCUCAUAAUAAUUCCGUUUACCAGUAAGGAGAAACCGAACAAAAACAAAAACAAAUACAAAAACACCAUACAAAAAAAGUCAAAAUGCAAUUCUAGCAAUUGGAGCAACAAAACUUUUGGAAACAUUCUCUCAAAACUGCAACAGCAAUUCAAUCAGUAAACAGUUUAAUUGUGCUACCUUUGUUAACAAAGACCUCUCUCUCUGCCCCCCCUCAUGCACGCCUCUUACUACACUGAACUACACAACGCGCUUGACCAAAAAUUAUCCCUAAAUUGUCCCGGCUAUAUCCGAUUAUAACUGAAUUAUAUGAGCCAACAUAUCCCGCUUCACUAGGCUUCCUAGAAAUGUGUUAAUUUGUUGUAGCUGAAGAGAUGCUCUAAACAAAAAAAAGUCAAAUAUUUCAAGAUUAGGUCUUUGAACCUCUUUUAAGUUACUUUCUUUUUGUUUAAUUUAUUAAACAAGUUCCGAUAUAUCAAAUGAAAAAUUUUAACACUGCCAAGGUUAAAGAAAAAAACAAUACAAACAAAAAUAUACAAAUAAAAAGCAAGAGCAUCUCUAUAACCCUCACUUGGCUUUCCGUUCUAUAACCACAAAGCAGUAUAUGGCUUCCUACCCCUGAUAAAAAAAAAACUGUCUUAGUACUAGAACCAAGAACCACUCCAAUCCUCAACUGGAAUAACCAGAGACAAGACCUAUAUUCAGACUUUAGGUAUCCCUAAGAACCCCCCUACUAUCGAACCACACUUACUAACCACGCGCUAGUCGAAUUGUGUAAAAAACAAAAUCUGUGUAAACUCUAAAAACAUAUUAUUGUAUGAUUAUUAAUUAUUAUUACUAUUGAUUAUCAAGCGAGCAAACGUAGCUUAGACCGUUAGUCAUUACUUGUUUAAACUAGUGACGAAAGACAAGUUUAGGUUCACACGUGAUUACUGUAAGAGCAAUGUUAUUUGAUGAUAAACCCACAAAAGAGCCCCCUCACAAACCCAAUAAGGCAUACAUUAAGAAAAUCAAGAGCUUAAAAAAUGUUAAAAAAGUGAACAAGUAAAAUAUCUUUAAAGAAAAAAAACCCCUUAAACCGUAAGCCAGAAGAAGAAGACGAUGCAGAGAAAUGAAAAUGUUGAAGAAACAAGAUUUAAAGGCACCACAGACACUGUAAAAUGUAAAAAUAACCAGCAAAUUAGUAACGAAUUGUCGCUUUUGUUAGAUUCAAAAAAAAAAACAUACACUAACUAACACUAACACACACAAGUACACACACGCAUGCACGGCACAAACACACAUACACUCGCAUGCAUAUUGCCAAAUUGAUUGUAUUUACAGCAGCUAAUUGAACAAACAAACAAGAAAACGAAAACGAAAAACAAAAACCAACAACAAACAAAAAUGAAGCCCACCUAAGCAAAAAAGAUAAUUUGUAAAAAUUAAAAAUAAUCUUAAAAUUAAAUCACAAAAAAAACAAUGUAAAAAGCUAUAAAUAUAUAUUAAAAGAAGGAAGCAGUAGCUAUGGCCACAAAUACACACACAUACAAACACUAAAUACACAUACACCAAUACCAACACCCACUCAAAAGUACUUAGCCCAAAAAAGCGCAUCGAUUCUAAAUUUUAACCAAAAUAUCAAAUUAUAUACUCGCAGUGUUGUAAGGUUAAUCGAUAUUUUUAGUAUUUCGACAAUGAUUUCUUGACCAUAUUCGAUAUACAUAUAUCUUUCGAUCAUUUCGUAUCGAUAAAUCUAACAACACCGCAAGGCAUAUCCCUGUUAUUAGUACAACUUAAACUGCACACUGCACAAUUUUUGAAUGUUUGUUAAAUGUUUUAAAGAGCAAAUGCCGACACCAGGAAAAUCCGCUGCAAAAUUGUAUUCUCCUCACCUCAAAACUAACUUAGGGAAAUUCCCAGGCACCCAAACCCAAACCCCAAAAACCAAACUCCAAAACCUGAAAAAAAAAUGGUAAACGAAUUAUGAAACUGCUAGGGCAGAAGGGCCUCUUCGCCUGCUCUGCCACUAAAAAUGCAAACAAAACAAAAAUAAAUAACAUUAACGCGCUGUAGAGACAAGAAGAAAUUAACGCUUAAAAUUUGAGGUUGAUUGGCAUUAAGUAAAAGUUAAACGAUGUUAAAGCAGGGAGAGCCGAGCCGACAGGGCGCGAUCACGAGCAAGUAAAAAAAAAAAGAAAUUAUAUAACUUAACAACAAGGCACGACAAGAACAACAGUCUGUGCUAACUAUAACUUCAUACGUAUUGUGUAAAAAAAAAGAAAAGAAAAUAUUAGCAAAUGACAAAAAUCCUUUUUAUAGAUGAUCAAAAAACCAAAGUAUUUUUCGCUCUCUAUCCUUCACUUUUCGAUUAUAUAGAAAACGAUCUACCUAUCUAUCUGUCACUCACUCAGUCAAUCGUUCAGUCAAUCGUUUCGGCAAGUUUGUUGAUUUCGUUUGUUGUGUGUGAUAGUGUUUGGAAUAAAAAUGAAACUUUUGCAUGUCACAAGAGCAAUUUGUUAUAUAACUCCCCUUACCCGCCAAAAGCCCCCUCCCAAAAAGCAAGUUAACUUUGUGUCUACUAAAACGAUAUGAUAUGGAUAGGGCAUUGUUCCUAUGUCGGGCUUGUUUAUUUUUUAUCAUCUCCAAAAAAAAAAAAAUCUUCAGAAAACCAAAAGAAAAUCUAUUUCUCUGCUUAACUCUCUUUCUUAUUAACUCUCUUUAUGUAUGUGUCUGUGUGGAAAGUAAGAAAUAUACAAAAUUAUUGCAAUUGAAAUUGAAUCGUUAUAUAUGAGGUAUUGUACUUGUACUUUUUGUUGACUAUUAUGUAAUUAAACGCUUUACUGAAUAUCAGUUAUGUACAUUUUUUAGCUAAAAGUAAAAAUUAAAAACCAAAUUCAAGCAAAGAA